Messenger RNA from Homarus americanus (American lobster), 1563 nucleotides. RefSeq names its product spidroin-2-like. The transcript has 2 exons. The coding region runs from base 1 to 1563 and encodes 520 amino acids. NCBI's taxonomy places the organism in Eukaryota, Metazoa, Arthropoda, Malacostraca, Decapoda, Nephropidae. The record is from RefSeq and is a predicted model, not a curated record.
AUGUCUACUACUAUGAUUACUACUACUAUUAUCAAAGCAGAAGUGAUCAUGGUAGUAACGGCCUCCCCUUUACGUUUCAUCAUACGCUCAGCAGGACAACAGCUCACCCGCCGGGACACAAGCAGCAGCUGUCGGGCGUCAUCUGGGCCCAGGACACUACCAGGCCCAGGAGACACUCAGGCCCAGACACUACCACAGGCCUCAGGACACUCUGCCAGGCCUGUAUCUACCAGGCCCAGACACUACCAGGGCCCAGGACACUCGGGCGCCAGAUACUACCAGGACCCAGACACUACCAGCCCAGGACACCAGGACCCAGUGCCUACUGAGGCCCAGGAUACCAGGGCCCGGGUACCACCAGCCCAGGAUACACCAGGCCCAGGAUUCACUAGGCCCAGGAAGACACACCAGGCCCAGGACACUGGACAGGCCCAGGACACACCAGGGGCCCUGGACCAGGCCCAGGAUACCAGGCCCAGGAUACUGCCAGGACCCAGGACACUACCAGGACCCAGGACUACCAGGGCCCAGGACAUACCAGGCCCAGGACACUACCAGGACCCAGGAGGAUACUACCAGACCCAGGACACUACCAGGGCCCAGAUGCUACCAGGCCCAGGACACCACCAGGCCCAGACACUACCAGGCCCAGGACACUACCAGGCCCAGGGACUACCAGGCCCAGGACACUACCAGACCCAGGUCACCAGGCCCAGGACUACCACUAGACCCAGGACACUACCAGGCCCAGGACACUACCAGGGCCAGGACACUCCUCAGGCCCAGGACACUACCAGCACCCAGGACACACAGGGCCCAGGACACAACCAGGGCCCAGGACACUACCAGGGCCCAGGACACUACCAGGGCCCAGGACACUACCAGGACCCAGGACACUACCAGGGCCCAGGACACUACCAGGACCCAGGACACUACCAGGACCCAGGAUACAACCAGGGCCCGUGGGAUACCAGGCCCAGGACACUAGGGACCCAGGAUACAACCAGGGCCCAGGAUACUACCACCAGGGCCCAGGACACUACCAGGCCCAGGACACUACCAGGGCCCAGGACACUACCAGGCCCCAGGACACUACCAGGUCCCAGGACACCAACCAGGGGCCCAGGACACCAGGCCCAGACUACUAGCCCAGGACACUACCAGAAACUCACAGGACCCCACAGGACCCAGACACAACCAGGAGGGCCAGACUACCAGGGCCCAGACACCAGGCCCAGGGACAUCACCAGGCCCAGGACACUACCAGGGCCCAGGACACUGGCACCAGGCCCAGGACACCAGGGCCCAGGACACUACCAGGGCCCAGGACACUACCAGGACCCAGGACACUACCAGGGCCCAGGACACUACCAGGGGCCAAGGACACUACCAGGCCCAGGACACUACCAGGACCCAGGACACAACCAGCACCCAGGACACUACCAGGACCCAGGACACUACCAGCACCCAGGACACUACCAGGACCCAGAACACUACCACCAGGGCAGCAGCACCAAGACCACCCACAGCAGGAACACGUGUGAGGAAGACCUUGACAGCUAA